CCUCUCCCUUCUCCGCCUUGUCUCUGCUCCUCUCCGCUCCGAGGCCGCUGCCACCCGCCGCCGUUCUCGGCCUACUUCCCCGGCCUGUCCCCGUAGACCAGCACAAACCACGGCGUCGAGAGAAGACACCGCUCCACACCGACCGACAGGUGGGUCCAACACGUGGUGUGGGCGCCCCACGUCAGGGUGACUUCCGAACUCAUUUCUGCGUGCGGUUGAAGUCACCCGAUUCUGUCCGCGACUCCUCCCGUCCCUCCCUCCUGGUGUGGAGUCCAGGUCGGACUCACCGCGCCUCCGAUUCGAUCCCCCCACGCCGGGGUUCAGCAGGAAUCCUAAGCUUGGAAGGGCGGAGGAAUCCUGCACACACAUAGCUCCGGAAUCCCGCAAGCGCGAGAACGCCCGGAGCUAAACCCGAGUUACUGCUGCGACAUGAAGCCCAAGGUUGCCGCAGCCGCUGCCGGCGGCGAGAAGGGCCGGGGAGUGGACCCGUCGCUGCCGCGGUUCAAGUGCCAGGAAUGCCACCGGGCGCUCGUCGUCGUCGGCGUGGAGUCAUUCCCCGAUAGGUUGCCCGCUCACGCCAACUCCGGUAUACAUGCAUCCUCUGUUCAGGGCAGCAUUAUGGGGGCGAGCAGGAUGGACAGUUCUUACGUUGUGUUGUCCAAGCAGAACAGAUCUCAAGGCCCCGGGAUUCCCCCACGGCCACCUAGUGCAGCAGCCCGGCAUGUUGAGCCUAACCAAUCAACAAGAGCAAUAGAGGGGUCAUAUAUAAUGCUUCCACCUGCCGCUGCUUCCAUAUACAAGACAUCUACCUCCGAAGGAGGUGGCGCGCAUCUGUCGCCUCCAAAUGUUAACUCUACUAGCCCUUCACCAGGCAACAAUUCUGGAUUUCACUCUAGUGUGACUGUCUUAAAGCGGGCAUUUGAGAUUGCUAGUUCACAAACUCAGGUUGAGCAGCCACUCUGUCUGGAAUGCAUGAGGGUGCUUUCUGAUAAGAUGGACAAGGAGAUUGAGGAUGUAAAUACUGACAUCAAAGCUUAUGAUGCAUGUCUUCAACGUUUGGAGCAGGAAUCCUACAACAUCCUUAGCGAAACUGAUUUCCUCAAGGAGAAAGAGAAGAUAGAGGAAGAAGAAAAGAAACUAAAAGCUGCUAUUGAAGAAGCAGAAAAGCAAUAUUCAGAAGUUAGCUCUGAGAUGAAGGAUCUUGAAACAAAGUCUAAACAAUUUGAAGAAUUAGAAGAGCGGUAUUGGCAUGAAUUCAACAGCUUCCAGUUUCAGCUGACAUCUCACCAGGAAGAAAGAGAUGCGGUUUUGGCCAAGAUAGAAGUUUCACAGGUCCACCUGGAACUGUUAAAGCGCACAAAUGUUCUCAAUGAUGCAUUCUAUAUUUCGCACGAUGGAGUGAUUGGAACAAUAAACAAUUUCCGUCUCGGUCGUCUGCCUAAUGUACAGGUUGAGUGGGAUGAGAUAAAUGCUGCUUGGGGUCAGGCUGCUCUUCUGUUACACACCAUGGCUCAGUACUUCCCGAAAUUUCAAUAUCGAAUCAAGAUUCACCCUAUGGGAAGCUACCCAAGAGUAACAGACAUCAACAAUAAUACCUAUGAACUGUUUGGUCCUGUAAAUUUAUUCUGGAGCACCCGGUUUGACAAAGCCAUGACAUGGUUUCUCACUUGCCUGCAAGAGUUCUCCGAGUUUGCCAUAAGUUUGGAUAAAGAGAACAAUGUUCCAUCUGAUAAGUCAUUGAAGCUCCCCUACAAGAUUGAUGGUGACAAAGUAGGGAGCUACACAAUCUUCUUAAGUUUUAAUAAACUGGAGAACUGGACAAAGGCUCUAAAAUAUAUGCUUUGCAACCUGAAGUGGGUUCUCUACUGGUUUAUCGGCAAUACAAGUUUCGCGCCGCCAUCUGCAUCUUUGUACUUGGCGCAGUCUCCAAACAAGAAGGGUUGAUGUGAUGUUUAAAUGCAGACGGAAUCACUGACCUCAGAAGCUGGAUCGUUGAUUGUAGCCGCAUGUUGACCAAUCACAACAAUAUGAAAUUGAUGUACAUAAAUACCAGGCAUAGCUAGUUUUCUUGUUGCUUCCAAGUCAUCCAUGUGUGUACCUGCCCAAUGUAUAUGAAUAUGGACUGGAGUGAGUUCCAUUAAUAUGUACUCCCUCUGUAAAGAAAUAGAUCGUUUAGAUCAGUAUUUAUCAGCUUUGCGCUACAAGUGCAGAGAAAUUGGAAUGACAGCGAAUGCAGUUUCAAUGUA
Molecule: messenger RNA, 2246 nt
Organism: Aegilops tauschii subsp. strangulata
Lineage: Eukaryota; Viridiplantae; Streptophyta; Magnoliopsida; Poales; Poaceae
Product: beclin-1-like protein
Biological process (GO): mitophagy; late endosome to vacuole transport; autophagosome assembly
Cellular component (GO): phosphatidylinositol 3-kinase complex, class III, type I; phagophore assembly site; phosphatidylinositol 3-kinase complex, class III, type II
Molecular function (GO): protein-macromolecule adaptor activity; phosphatidylinositol 3-kinase binding
Source: RefSeq, a predicted model, not a curated record